CAAAAUCCUCCGGUCGGUGUAAAUUUUGCCGACAACGACAACACUCUUCGUGACUAAUCGCGUGUCCAGCCAGUUUUAUUUGCUGCGUGAGCAAGGCCAGAAACAGUGGUUUGUGAUAUCAUUUUGACGAGUGAUAAACUAUCGCAAGCAUUGCGUCAACCAACAUUUUUGUAACAGUUUAAUCAUCAUUGCGACAACAUGGCAAAACGAGUUCAACCAACGUGGCAAACGCCGACCCCGCUUUACGAAGAACCCAAACUGCGCCUGUACAAUAGUCUAACCCGGCAGAAAGAACUAUUCGUUCCCCGGGAUGGCCGAAAUGUGAAGUGGUACAGUUGUGGCCCGACGGUUUACGAUGCGUCCCAUAUGGGACAUGCUCGGUCCUACAUUAGCUUCGAUAUACUCCGUAGGGUACUGACGGAUUACUUUGGAUAUAAUGUACUAUACGUGAUGAAUAUAACGGAUGUGGACGAUAAAAUCAUCAAGCGAGCCCGGCAGAACUACCUGUACGAACGGUACGUAGCGAAGACAACCUCGUUGGAGGAUCUUCUGAAUGACAAUCGGGAAGUGAUGGAUGCUUUCCGAGAAAAGCUAGGCGGGACCACCGACCCAGACAAAAAAGUUAUGAUGGAACGAAUGCUGGACAAUCUGACGGCCGCUGUUGAUAAUCUUACGAUUGCUGUGAAAAGCGGCCAAAAUGGACAAAUUAAAGAUGCCCAGCGGCAGUUUUUGGAAGACUCCAGAGAUCCGUUGGCGGAUUUAUUGGACAAAAAGGAAGGAGCUACGGUUACUGAGAACUCAAUUUUCGAAACUCUACCACGUUACUGGGAGGACGAGUUCCAUAAAGAUAUGAACUCCCUUAAUGUGCUAUCACCCGAUGUACUAACCAGAGUUAGCGAGUAUGUUCCACAGAUUGUAAAAUACAUACAGGAGAUAAUCGAUAACGGAUUGGCCUACGAGGCUAAUGGAUCAGUUUAUUUCGACGUAGCUGGAUUUGAUAAGCGUGAAAAACAUUAUUAUGCUAAAUUGGUUCCGGAGGCUUACGGCGAUACCACGUCCCUUCAGGAGGGUGAAGGAGAUUUAAGUACUGGAGAAGAUAGGCUGUUGGAAAAACGUUCCGCAAAUGAUUUUGCUCUUUGGAAAAGCAGCAAGGCGGGUGAACCUUGGUGGGACAGUCCCUGGGGUAAAGGUCGCCCGGGGUGGCAUAUCGAGUGCUCUGUAAUGGCUUCGGAUAUAUGCGGAGAUUAUCUCGAUAUUCACACUGGUGGUGUGGAUUUGAAAUUUCCGCAUCACGAUAACGAAUUGGCUCAGAGUGAGGCGCAUGAUGGAACUUCCGAGUGGGUGAAAUACUUUCUACACACGGGGCAUUUGACAAUUGCAGGCUGCAAAAUGUCUAAGUCUCUGAAAAAUUUCGUCACAAUCCAACAGGCUCUUCAAAAGCACUCGGCUACUCAGCUGCGAUUAGCCUUUCUGCUACACUCCUGGAAAGAUACGUUGGAUUACUCUGAAAACACAAUGGAAAUGGCCGUACAGUACGAACGAUUCCUAAACGAAUUUUUCCUUAAUGUAAAGGAUUUGACACGGCACGUGGUAAGCGGAAAACCGCGUGAUCAAUUCAACAAUUGGACCACAGUUGAAGCUGAACUGCAGGACAAAUUAAAUGCCGCGAAAAAAUCAGUUCACGAAGCUCUUUGUGAUAACAUCGACACUCGGACGGUGUUGGACACUCUAAGGGACCUGGUGUCCCACAGUAAUGUGUAUAUUCGUGACUAUAGACAAAAAGUGAACGCCUUGCUACUGAGACGUAUCGCAAGCUACAUUACCGAUUUACUGCAUACGUUUGGCGCAAUCAGUGGACCGCGAGGAGGAAUUGGUUUUCCCAUUGGAGGGACAGCCGGAAGCUCUGACCUCGAGGAAACCGUUAUGCCGUACUUAUCGGCUUUGGCCGAAUUCCGCGAAGGCGUACGCGAGCAGGCACGUGCACUGAAAGCUACUGCCAUUCUCGACCUGUGCGAUCAGCUGCGUGACGAUAUCUUGCCGAAUUUAGGCGUACGUCUGGAAGAUCGCGAAGGUAGCGCAGCGGCGCUUAAACUUGUAGACCGCGAUGUCUUGCUAAAGGAACGGGAAGCCAAGCGAGCAGAAGAAUCUCGGAAGGCGGCGGAGAAGGAACGCAAAAAAGCGGAAGCACUGGCAGCCCAAGCAGCCAAAGAUGCGCAACGAAAGAUCAACCCAAUCGAUAUGUUCCGAGCGGAAACGGAUAAGUAUUCAGCGUUCGAUGCCCGUGGAUUACCGACACAUGACGCGGAAGGUAAAGAAAUUAGUAAAGGGCAGCAGAAGAAACUGCAGAAGCUACAACAGCAACAAGAGAAGCGUUAUCAGGAGUAUCAGGAUUCGUUGAAGGCUUGAAGCUGAGUUCUCUCCUUUUCCCGUUCAUAACGUGAUAAAUUUCAUCAAUUAUAUAUAAAGCUAUUGCUAUGAAAUGUUUUAUUCUAUCAAUCUAAAUGCAUGCGAAAAUUUUUAAUCAAAAGAAGAAACAUUAAGCCUCAUACCCAUCCUUUUCACACUGUUCGAUAAGACCUCAGACCACAGAGUAAUCCUAUUUGUCCAGGCUCAGAAGCAAGUCUCUCUAAUGAGAAAUAAAUUAUACCUGCUGAGAGCUUGAUCUUGAAUCAGCAUUUAUAAGAUAUCAUUUAAUGACAAUUUGCAAAAGUUAAAUAAAUUAACUCAAUUACUGCAUGAAAAUCCCGAUUUUCAUGGUAUAACAA
Molecule: messenger RNA, 2765 nt
Organism: Wyeomyia smithii (pitcher-plant mosquito)
Lineage: Eukaryota; Metazoa; Arthropoda; Insecta; Diptera; Culicidae
Gene: CysRS
Product: cysteine--tRNA ligase, cytoplasmic
Exons: 3
Coding region: 199-2406 (735 amino acids)
Biological process (GO): cysteinyl-tRNA aminoacylation
Cellular component (GO): cytoplasm
Molecular function (GO): cysteine-tRNA ligase activity; ATP binding
Source: RefSeq, a predicted model, not a curated record